This is a messenger RNA of Diaporthe batatas, 2409 nucleotides long. RefSeq lists its product as uncharacterized. Lineage: Eukaryota; Fungi; Ascomycota; Sordariomycetes; Diaporthales; Diaporthaceae. Gene Ontology annotation, cellular component: endomembrane system; SNARE complex. Gene Ontology annotation, biological process: Golgi to vacuole transport; vesicle fusion; intracellular protein transport. The record is from RefSeq and is a predicted model, not a curated record. The transcript has a single exon. Gene Ontology annotation, molecular function: SNAP receptor activity; phosphatidylinositol binding; SNARE binding. Bases 923 to 2098 code for a protein of 391 amino acids.
GCAAGUUUUCCAAGGUGUGGCAGCUUGUGCCCUACUCUCUCUCUGGCGAUGCUCGGUUGUGUUGCUGCUCUGUACACCAACCAGUUGCUUGCAGUUCACGGCUACUCGGAAAGAGAACUCUGGGGACUGGACUGACCGAAUUAACUGGCACAGCUCCAUUGUUGCGUUGGCAGGUGGUUGAGGUCCCCCAAUAAUGCGGGCCUGGUGGCACUGUGGAGAAGGUCGGCUGCAGUCGAGUCCUCCUGGAGGUCGACAGCGCAUAUAUGAUGGCAUUCUCCAGCCUGCGACUCGCUGCGUCUCCAACCUUGCAGCGGCCCUUGCAGGCCCCUUACAGCUUACAGCUUCUAGCAGGCGAUGCUGGGUCAGCAGUACGGAGUACGGAGCACAGAGUAAAGACAAGGUGGGCAAUAGAGUACUCUAAAUUUUCUCUGUCUUGCCAGGUUGGCCACUUCUUUCUUCACAUUCCUUCCAUUUCUUUAUUAAAAGGGGCCCUGUGCUGGCUGACGACGCUGGCUGACGGACCCCCAUGUGCUCACCGACGGGGACAGGUACUCAAGUACUUGUACGACGCCCACCCAGGCAGUCUAGCCGCCGACCUAGGUACACACUACCCGUUCCUUGCCAGAGCCGCAGCUAAGGGCCCUCGAAGCUUGGCCUUCAGUAGUCUACGGGGCACCUACCCGACUGGACUGCAGGCCUCUUCUCGCACUUGCAAGUUGCACGCACGCACCAACACCACCGUCAUACAGGGCAGACAGGCAGACAGGCAGACAGGCACAUUAAAGUCGUCGCCAUCACACAGCAACAAAAAACAACACACGACCUCGGCCACCUUGUCCACCCUCCCCGUCGAAGCCCGACAGAGCCCUGACACACAACAACAACGAUUGGCCGCGGAGUCUGCCUCGACCGCCAGACGACUAUGGCCCCGCCCAUCGAGAUCUCAAUCCCAACUACAUCGGUCAACUCGCCGCCCGACUCGAAGCCCUUCACCCAGUACAACAUCACCCUGCGCAUGCCCCUGCGCUCCUUUGUCACGCAGAAGCGCUAUUCCGAGUUCGCCGCCCUGCACGACGAGCUCGUCAAAACCACCGGCGCCGCCCCGCCCGAGCCCCUGCCGGCCAAACACUGGUUCAAGUCGACCCUGUCCUCGCCCGAGCUCACCGAGGACCGCCGCCGCGCCCUCGAGACCUACCUCCGCGCCGUCGCAGAGUCGCCCGACCGCCGAUGGCGUGACACCCCCGCCUGGAGGCGCUUCCUGGGCCUGCCCCCCGCCAGCGGCGGCAGCGCCGCAAGCUCGAGCGGCGUCGCCGUCGAGGGCAGGGUGCCCGCCAUCAACCUGCAUGGCCCCAACGCCGCCGCCGCCAGCGACCCCACCACCUGGACCGACCUGCACCGCGAGAUGAAGGGCCACCUGCACGAGGCCCGCAUGCAGCUUGCCCGGAGGGACGCCGCCAGCGACUCAGGCGCCGGCUCCGGCCCUGGCGCAGCGUAUGGGAAGCAGGGGUCCACCGCCGCGGUCGAGGCCGGCGCGUCGGCCAAGAGGGCGCUGGUCAGGGCCGGCAGCCUGCUGGCGGCGCUCGAGGGCGGGCUGAAGGCAAUGGGGGAGACAAAGCGGCUGGGCGACGGCGAGCUGAGGCGCAGGAGGGACCUGCUGGCCGCCGCGCGCGCCGAGAGGGACGGGCUCGAGAAGCUGAGCUCCAGCCUCGCCUCGGCGCGGGGCGUCAGGGAGGGCACGCCCAGCGCCGGCGACAAGGCCACGCUGCUCUCCGGCGCGGGGGGGUCCUCGUCGUCAGCGUCGUCGCGGUCCAGGAUGGGCGGCGGCAGGGUGCUGGGAGCACCGCUGCCCGAGACGGAGAGGACCCGGGAGCUGGACAACGUCGGCGUGGUGCAGCUCCAGAAGCAGCAGAUGGAGGAGCAGGACCAGGACGUCGAGGAGCUGGCCAAGAUCAUCCGGCGUCAGAAGGAGAUGGGCCUCGCCAUCAAGGGCGAGGUCGAGCAGCAGAACGAGAUGCUGGACCAGAUGGACCGCGACGUGGACCGCAUCGGGGCCAAGAUGAAGGUGGCCAACAACAAGGCCCGGAGGCUGGGCAAGUAAGCGUCGCUAUCUUGGUCGAUGUCGGGAUAUGGAGUUUGUGUCUGUGCGAGGCUGCGAGGCAGUAGCCUCCCCGCGCGAACGACCAUGGGUGUUGUGGCAGUUCAUGAAAGAGUUGAUGUGGAAUGACGAUGGGUUGGGCCUGGAGUACGGAGUCUGGGAGAGCUUAUUUUGGGAUAUUUCGCUCGUCGACGACCGGCGAGCAGCUGAGCGGGGUGCUCUCAUGCGUAAUCACUGUGUACUGCAUAGUCCAACAGACAGACAUGGCAUCCAAAUUGAGGGGUGUUUUCAAAUGGGGACACGAUGUCUUCUAA